Molecule: messenger RNA, 618 nt
Organism: Menidia menidia (Atlantic silverside)
Lineage: Eukaryota; Metazoa; Chordata; Actinopteri; Atheriniformes; Atherinopsidae
Source: the annotation of a GenBank genome assembly
GCAACAGACCAGGGAGUUGGUGGUGGAGGGCGUCGUGAGCUCAAGUCUGUCCCCUUCAUCAACUACCUGUUGGCUCUGCAGAAGAGCCAGUUGUUGUCUGAUGACAUGGUGAAUGGUGUGGACAUCCGCUGCGAGGAGAAGGGAAGUUGUCCAGCUGGCUGCCACCUGUGCCGUCACCAGGCCUUGAUGGGAGGCGCGUCAGGGAGAGGCCGCAGCGGCAACAACAGGGGGGGGGAGCAGCCCUCUCCAAUCCCUGUCCUGCUGGAAGUCAGCCGUGUUGUGCCCCUUUACAGCCUGGUCCAAGACAACGUCACCAAAGAGGCCUUCAAGAGUGCCACAAUGAGCUCAUACUGGUGUGCCGGAAAGGGCGAUGUCAUUGAUAACUGGUGUCGCUGCGACCUGAGUGCCUUCAACAAAGAUGGCCUGCCUAACUGCAGUCCUCUCAAGCAACCAAUUUUGCGCCUCGCCCCUUACCUGGAGCCCUCAAGCACAACUGUUGCCCUGGAGUGGAUGGAUGUGGAACCUCAGAUUGGUUACAAAGUUUCCGACUACAUCAUCCAACAUAAAAGAAUAGAGGAUCCCUCAGAAGCAGAAGUCUACACAGGUAGAACAUUUUGA